AUGUGCAACCGUUCAAGGUGGAAACAAAUAUUUAUUGAACGAUAUCAUCUUCGAUCUCGUUGGUUAAAUGGACGAUGUGAUGUUAAAACAUUUCAUGGUCAUGUUGAAGGUAAGAUAAAUUUAAUCAAAACUAAAACAAACAUAACGAUAAGUUUAUCUCAAGGAGUUUCUUGUGUUCAAUUUGACAGUCAAACAAUUAUAAGUGGUUGUACAGAUGGCACAAUUAAAGUAUGGAAUAUGAAUACUACAAAUGAGAUUAUUACAUUAGUUGGUCAUUCACGCAGUGUCAGAUGUUUACAUGUUGAUGGUACAAAUGAAGUUCGAUUAGUCAGUGGUUCGAAUGAUCGUAGUAUUAAAAUUUGGAGUAUAUCUAUUAAUCAAACAUGGUCAAAAUGUGCAUGUAAAUUAACAUUACUUGGUCAUACAGAUACUGUUCGAUGUCUUGUUGUUCGUGAUGAUAUUUGUGUGAGUGGUAGUCAUGAUAAUUCUGUUAAAGUAUGGAAUUUAACUAAUGGAUUAUGUCUACGAACAUUAGUUGAUCAUACAGAUAAAGUACUUUGUGUGCAAUUUAAUUGGGAUUAUAUUGUUUCUGGAUCAACAGAUAAAACAAUAAAAAUUUGGGGUUAUGUAGAUGGUAUUUGUCUACGUACACUUUCAGCACAUAAUGGUUCAGUAACAUGUUUAUAUUUUGAUCAACAACAAGAUUUAAUUGUAUCGGGUAGUCUGGAUUAUGAUAUACGUUUUUGGCAUUUAUCUACAGGUGAAUGUUGUCAAAAAAUUGAUUGGAUAUCAAAAGAAGGUCAUCGUGGUGUUAUUCGAACAUUAAAAGCUGAUAGUUGGCGUGUUGUUAGUGGAGCUGAUGAUAAGACAAUUAAAGUAUGGGAUAUACGAACAGGUGUUCGAUUAUGUACAUUAAAAAAUCAUACUGAUGGUGUAACAUGUCUUUCGUUUAAUGAUUAUCUUAUCGUAUCGGGCUCAUUCGAUGGCAGUGUUAAAUUAUGGAAUUUUCGACCAUAA
Rotaria sp. Silwood2 is the source of this 1017-nucleotide messenger RNA. Lineage: Eukaryota; Metazoa; Rotifera; Eurotatoria; Philodinida; Philodinidae. The record is from the annotation of a GenBank genome assembly.